GAUAAGUAAUGAAUUAGGUGGAGCUCUGAAACGUUGCUUACGACCAUCACUCGCGUCUCACCAGCUUGCUCGCUUCCGGCGGUUCACUCAUGGCAUUCAAAUUUUUUGAUCAAACUGAACAUACUAACCUUUUUUGGGGAAUAUAGACAGCAACUCGGCUGCCAAAAAUGACUAUUAUCUGCGAUUAUCCUGCUGCGCUUGUCGCCUUCGCGGCCAUUCGUCGGCGUUGCCACUCCUUUUGUUGGAGCCGUGCCGUACUAACGCACACGCUGUUCGGCCCAUCAGUGGCAGGCGAGCGAUAUGCUGCAAUAAUUUUUCUUGACGGAAUUCUAUUUCAGAGGCUCCACCAGAUAGUAUAAAGACCUGGCGCAGAAACUGUGCUCUGCCUUUUUAACGAACCCAACGAUUUUGCUCUUUGGCACGUACCGCAUACGCUCUUUUCUGCUCACAAUCGCUCGUUAUCAUCAUCAACAUGCGCUUCUCACCUAUUCUCGUCGUUUUCGCAACUGUUAUCCUCACUGGGGCUAUUCCCAUCGCUCUUGAUGAUUCUGCGGAUGCUCUAGCCGUUCGUAGCGGUGGUCUUCCCCUUACCGGUAUAAAAAUUGGCCAAGAAAAGGACAAUUUACCUGUACGUCGCAGCGGCGGCCUUCCUAUCGUCGGAACGAAGCUCGGAGGUAGUACUAGCAGCUCCGGAAGCGGGGGUUCUCCCCCUCCCAGCUCCGAGCCUUCCAGCGGGGUUCCUUCUACCGCCACUUCUUCGAAGAGUACCAGCUACGAAGGCAAGGGCAAGGGGGGUAAGACUUCUGGUAGCUCUAGUGGGAGUGCCCCUCCUACUUCCGGUAAUGUUCCCCGUAAGUCUGGCGGCAACGGUCUUGGACCCAUCAACCCUCCCGAUGUUAAGCCUGUCGUGGAUGGCUUGAGCAGUUCCGGUAGUUCCUCCGGUUCCGGAGCUCCUUCGACCUCUGGUAGCUCCGGUGGUAGUGCUCCUACCUCGGGCAAGGUUUCUCGCGCCCAAUCUUCCAACAACGGUCUCGGACCCAUCAAUCCUUCCCAGCUUACGUCUUCCGUCGGCGGCUUGACCGGCUCCGGUAGCUCUGGCAGCUCCGGCUCUGGUAAGAGUGUCCCUCCUACAACUGGGGGUACGAGUGCUCCUCCCACGACUGGCGGUACGAGUCGUCCCUUCCACGUCUGGCGGUAAGAGUGCCCCUCCCACCACUGGGGGUACGAGUGCCCCUCCCACCACUGGGGGUACGAGUGUCCCUCCCACGACUGGCGGUACGAGUGCUCCCACUACUGGGGGUACGAGUGUCCCUCCCACCACUGGCGGUACGAGCGUCCCUUCCACGUCUGGCGGUAAG
This is a messenger RNA of Pisolithus orientalis, 1358 nucleotides long. RefSeq lists its product as uncharacterized. The record is from RefSeq and is a predicted model, not a curated record. The coding region runs from base 473 to 1198 and encodes 241 amino acids. Lineage: Eukaryota; Fungi; Basidiomycota; Agaricomycetes; Boletales; Pisolithaceae. The transcript is spliced from 2 exons.